Astyanax mexicanus (Mexican tetra) is the source of this 3277-nucleotide messenger RNA. RefSeq names its product transmembrane protein with metallophosphoesterase domain (gene tmppe). The transcript is spliced from 5 exons. The record is from RefSeq and is a predicted model, not a curated record. Lineage: Eukaryota; Metazoa; Chordata; Actinopteri; Characiformes; Acestrorhamphidae. Gene Ontology annotation, molecular function: hydrolase activity. Bases 1248 to 2570 code for a protein of 440 amino acids.
UGUGUGUGUAUGUAAUGUGUAUGUAUACAAUGUGUGUGUGUGUGUGUGUGUGUAUAUAUAAUGUGUAUGUAUAUAAUAUGUCCAUCCCACCCAGACCUCCCUCUCCUCAGCCACUUGGUUCAGCUCGUCCGGGACCUCGUCCCGAGGUGUUUCCAGGGCAGCCGAGAGACAUAGUACCUCCAGCGUGUCCUGGGUCUUCCCCUGGGCCUCCUCCCGGUGGGACGUGCCUGGAACACCUCACCAGGGAGGCGUCCUAAUCAGAUACUCCUCAACUGGCUCCUCUCGAUGAGGAAAAGCAGCGGCUCUACUCCGAGUCCCUCCCAGUAACCGAGCUCACCCUGUCUCUAGGGGAGAGCCCAGACACCCUGCGGAGGAAACUCAUUUUGGCUGCUUGUAUUCGUGAUCUCGUUCUUUUGGUUAUCAACCGGUAAAUCCAGAGCUUUGCUUCUUGCCUCAGCUCUCUCUUCACCACGACGGACCUGUACAGCACCCGCAUCACUGCUGACGCAGCACCGAUCCGUCUAUCCAUCUCCCGCUCCAUCUUCCCCUCAUUCGUGAACAAAACCACAAGAUACUUAAACUUGAGGCAGGACCCCCCCCCCAACCCGGAGAAGGCAUUUCAUCCUUUUCCGGCUCAGGACCGUGGCCUCGGACUUGGAGGCACUGAUUCUCAUCCCGGCCACUUCACACUCGGCUGUGAACUGCUCCAGUGAGAGUUGUAGAUUGCAAGCUGAUGAAGCCAACAGGACCACAUUAUACGCAAAAAAGCAGAGACGCUAUCCUAAGGCCACCAAAACGGAUCCCCUCAACACCCCGGCUGCGCCUAGAAAUUCUGUCCAUAAAAGUUAUAAACAGAAUCAUGACAAAGGGCAACUUUGUCGGAGUUAAACCCUCACCGGAAACAAGUCCGACUAACUGCUGGCAAUGUGGACCAAGCUCUGACACCGGUCAUACAGGGACCUGACAGCCCGUAUCAAAUGGCCCGGUACCCUAUACUCCCGGAGUACCCCCCACAAAAUUCCCAGAGGGACACGGUCGAAUGCCUUCUCCAAGUACACAAAACACAUGACCCCUCCAUGACCCUGCUGAGGGUGUAGAGCUGAUCCAGUGUUCCACGGCCAGGACAAAAACCUAAGCCUGAGUUUUUGCCUCUGCAACCACCCGUGCCGGGGGUAUAAAAUAUGUGUGUAUAAUGUGUGUGUGUAUAAUGUGUGUGUAUGUGUUUCAGGGUUGCAUGGGUGUAGAAGAUGUUGGGGUUUUCUCGUCUCUCGGCAGAGGGGAAGGUGGGCGUGGCUACAGCGGUGGUGUUCUUCUCCAUGCUGAUCUCCAGAACUCUGAUCUCGGAUCUGGUGGGGGUGGAGACUCGGGCUCGGCUGUUCCGGGUUCAGUUCCUGCUCUUCAUUAACUCGCUGCUGCUGCUGGGGUCGCUCUAUAUCUGGAAGUGUUUGGUUCGACGGCUCUGCGGCUCCAGAGCAGCUGUUCAGAACCGGAGCCGGAGUCGGACGUGGCCGGAGCGUUUCUGGAGCGCGGUGGUGCUGCUGUUCCUGGUUCUGGCGCACUGCAGUUACCUCAGCAUGUUCUGGCUGGUGGACACUGAGCCGCACUGGUUGUCUCUGCUGAGCUUCAGCUGUUUGGGGGUUUAUGUCCUGCUGCUCUUCUUCCUGAUGGUCUUCAGCUGUGCGGGUCGGAUCCGGCGCCUCUGCUCGCCCAGCCCAGCGGGUCCGGACGGUUCCUCCCGUCAGACGGUUCUGGCUCUGCUGGUGACGGCGGUUCUGGCCGUGUACGGGCUGCUGAACGCCGCACAGCCCCCGCAGGUGGUGGAGGUGGAGGUGCCGGUGGAGAAGCUGCCACCCUCGCUGGACCGGCUCAGGCUCGUCCUGCUGUCUGAUAUCCACCUGGGUCCCACACUCGGCCGGUCCAAACUACUGCAGUUCGUUACCAUGGUGAACCAGCUGGAACCAGAUGUGGUGGUGAUUGUUGGUGAUCUGACGGACUCUCAGGUGAGCCGGCUGAGAGGAGCUGCAGAACCGCUGGGACUCAUUCAGGCUCGACUCGGCUCGUACUUCGCUACAGGUAAUCAUGAUUACUACACGGCGGAUGUGGAGAACUGGUUUGAGUUUUUGCGUCUGAAGGGAAUCGAGCCUCUUCACAACAGCUUCACCCGGAUCUCCCGACCGGAUCAGAACCGGGACUGGAUCUGCCUCGCCGGGAUCGACGACCUGGAGGCCAGCCUGCUCCGGUACCCGGGUCACGGUAUGGACGUGGAGAAGGCUCUGAUUGGCUGUGGGAAGGACGUUCCGAUUGUUCUAUUGGCUCAUCAGCCUCACGCAGCUAAACAGGCUCUGCAGCAGCGGCCGGAUAUCAGCUUAGUCCUGUCAGGUCACACUCACGCGGGGCAGCUGUUCCCGCUCACACUGCUGGCGUUUCUGGUGAAUCCGUAUUUCUGUGGACUUUACCGGAUCUCAGCGCACAGCUCCGUCUACGUCACUCCCGGUACCGGAUACUACGGUAUUCCCAUGAGGAUCGGGAGCAGAGCCGAGAUCACACUCAUCACACUCACACACGCAUAACACACACACACACACACACACACACACUAUACACUAUACACACACUCAUCACACACACACUAUACACUAUACACACACACUAUACACUAUACUCACACACGCAUAACACACACACACACACUAUACACUAUACACACACACUAUACACUAUACACACACUAUACACUAUACACACACUCACACACGCAUAACACACACACACACACACACACUAUACACUAUACACACACACUAUACACUAUACACACACUCACACACGCAUAACACACACACACACACACACACACUAUACACUAUACACACACACACACACUAUACACACACUACACACACACACACACUAUACACUAUACACACACUCACACACGCAUAACACACACACACACACACACACACUAUACACUAUACACACACACACACACUAUACACACACUAUACACUAUACACACACACUAUACACUAUACACACACUAUACACUAUACACACACUCACACACGCAUAACACACACACACACACACACACACUAUACACUAUACACACACUCAUCACACUCACACACUUUUUAACUUACAUAUACACACUCUCAUGCACUUGAAUUGCACCACUAUGUGCCAGUACUGCAGAACUAGAGUACUAGAGUACUGCAGAACUAGAGUACUAGAGUACUGCAGAACUAGAGUACUAGAGUACUGCAGAACUAGAGUA